AUGGACAAGAUCGACAUCCCGCCCCGCCACCGCGAUCUGUUCCUCGCCGUCAACAAGCUCGUCCGCGACUACAUGUACGGGCCGCGCUACGACCCCUCCCACGACUAUGAGCACAUCCAGCGCGUCGUCAAGAACACGUACGAGCUGUACACGGCCGAGAAGGCCGCCGGCCGCCUCCCACAAGAUCUAGAUGUCACGACCAUGUACCUCGCGGCGAUGAUGCACGACGUCGGCGAAACGAAGUACCUUGAAAAGGGUCGUACACAGGAAGAUGUUGUCGUCGAAAAGAUGCUGAAAUGCGGCGCAUCCCCAGCUCUUGCUACCGCCGUCGCCACCAUCGCCCUCAACGUCUCGUACACCCGCGAAAAGUCCGCGCACGACCAAACCCUCAUCCACGCCAUCAUCACCGCACACCCCGAACUUGCAUUCGUGCAGGACGCAGAUCGGCUCGAUGCGCUGGGGCCCAGUGGCCAGGCGCGGUGCUUCGUCUUUGGGGGCGCGAAUGAGGGGCGGAGAGCGCAGAGCAUACACACUGGCGUGCAGUUGCAUCAUAAGCGGUUCCGGUGGUAUGUGGGUAUGAUGAAGACGCGGGCGGGAAAAGAGAGGGCGGAAAAGGGGUGGUCGUGGAUGACGGGUUUCGCGCAGGAGUGGGGGGUGGAUACGGACGUGGGGUGUGUGUUGUAG
Molecule: messenger RNA, 684 nt
Organism: Paraphaeosphaeria sporulosa
Lineage: Eukaryota; Fungi; Ascomycota; Dothideomycetes; Pleosporales; Didymosphaeriaceae
Exons: 1
Coding region: 1-684 (227 amino acids)
Source: RefSeq, a predicted model, not a curated record